This is a messenger RNA of Tachysurus fulvidraco (yellow catfish), 1664 nucleotides long. RefSeq names its product RING finger protein 222. The transcript has a single exon. The record is from RefSeq and is a predicted model, not a curated record. NCBI's taxonomy places the organism in Eukaryota, Metazoa, Chordata, Actinopteri, Siluriformes, Bagridae. Bases 189 to 764 code for a protein of 191 amino acids.
CCCUUCCAGUUUGACAACCUUUUGUACACACGCUACUGAGUCAUUUAAGGCGCAUUUACGCAACAUCUGUUGAAUACCUUCGCUGGUACCAUUUUUUUUUUUUUUACUUCCAGCAGCAUUUCUCAUGUGUGGGGCUGUAGAGAACAUGCGGAUAUGCCAGUAAUCAGUUCAGAGUCGAGUGUGUUUGAAUGAUCAUGGAUGAUGAAGUGUACAACGCGGACUGUCCAGUCUGCUUUGAGAGCUUUUCCGACGCGGCUCGUACGCUGAGUUGCGGACACGCGUUUUGCCAUGACUGCCUGGUCGGGACUUUUGUGAGCUCAAACAAAAACGGAGAUAUCACCAGAGAUACUAUCAUCUGUCCCGUAUGCAGACAUGUCACUUUCGUUACCAAACUACAGGGACUCGGGGGAGAAAAGGAAAAACACACGAAGAUGUUGGAAGUGCCUUUAAGGUUCCAUGGCCGCCCCACAUCUGCGCCCGGGUAUCGGCGACUGGGACGCUGCUUGAGAUGUAUUUCAUCUAGGAUGAGCCGCAAGAGAUUGGUUUGUCCUAAAGACUCCUCACAGUUGUUCAUUAUAAGCGAUCUGGGACGUCCUAUGGCUGAAGAAGACAUUAUUGAUGUUGGGACGAGUGUGGCGAUUCGUGAGAACAGCACUGAGCAUGGCUGUGUGUGCACAUCAUCACACUGCCUGUUGUUUAUUUUAAUCAUUUUUACUUUACUGGCUUUGAUAGCCGCAACGCUGCCUUGGGUUUUUCUGGCUUAAGGAUUAUUGCCCUUUUUACGAGAAUUGCAUUAGUUUAUACAUUGAUGCUCUGCGAGAAAUAGAGAUCAGAGUCUAUGUGAACAUUUCACAACAUUUCAUUUCACAAGCUUGUUUUGUACUUGUUUUGUAACUCCUGGUAUCCCUAACACAAUGGACUGCUUUGUCACCAAAGAACUGCUGAUCCCAAGCUGAUAAAACACUGAAUUGUGCUGAGUUGUACCAUGGGCAUCUCUACUACUAAAUUUUUAAUAUGAAAAGGAUUAAGUGAGCAAAGGAAGCCUGGCAGGCAGCUUGUCAUGUUGUAAGGGGAUUCUGAGAAGGAGUGAAUGUGCCUUGAUGCUACUUUUUUUUAGACACACCCUUGUUCUUCAAGCACUUCUGGUCACACAGGUUAGAAAAUGACAUUACGUUUUCUUCUUGACUUGCACUGGACUCUUUCUAUGGCAUGCUGUAUUUUAUUUGAUAUCUUAGUACAUUUACAAAUGCCCCUUUAUAAGCAACAUAUAGAAGCUUUGACCAAAAAAAACCCCAGCAUCUAUAUUUUCAUAAUAAAAAGUCAGACAAGAAAUAUUAAAAAUGUAGAGUUUAAUAUAGAUAUCUAUAUCUGACAUUCUGAUCAGGAUUGCAAUAGGCUUCAGAGUACAGACUGUGUUGUUCCACUGAUAUGCUAAGCUGAGGGGAUAGAAGGGGAAGGUAGGGGAGUGACAUACAGGCAACGUUUGUACAGAAGUUGUUAAUGCAGGGGAGAGGCUGUACAUCAAUGGACACUGUGCACUUAUACAAAAAUCCAUGACACUUCUUUAACCAGCUGUUUACACUUGCUAUUUUUCACCCUCUCCCCAGUUUACUGAUAACAUUUAAGAGACUAAAAGAAAUGAAAUAAAAAGAAAUUGUGAAUUA